Molecule: messenger RNA, 1330 nt
Organism: Acanthoscelides obtectus
Lineage: Eukaryota; Metazoa; Arthropoda; Insecta; Coleoptera; Chrysomelidae
Source: the annotation of a GenBank genome assembly
AUGUGAAUAUGCACAACUAUAAUUAAUCAGUUCACAGUCUACCUCAGCACCUAUAAUAUACCGCCUAUGAUUGAAAAAAUAUAAAAGCGGGGCAAAAAGGAAAUAUCUGUCAGUGUUGUCCACCUUUACGUAAAUACAUAUAAUGGUGACACAUUUGGAUGGCCUACUCAAACUGUUACUCUUUUUUUGUUUCGCGACAAAAGCCAUGGUUAGUUGUGGAGUUAAGUAGUGAGUUACUGAUAGAUUAACCGAGAUCUGUUUAAGGGAUUAAGUGAGGAAAUGCAAGAACUCGCGGAUAUGCUGCACAAGACGUGUGUGGAGGAAACAUCUGCUAAAGAAGAUGAUAUCGCCAACGCCAGGCAUGGAACAUUUGCAGACGAUGACAACUUCAAAUGCUACAUUUUCUGCCUAAUGGCACAGAUGGCAUGCAUAGAAGACGAUGGAACGAUAGAUGAAGAUGCGACCAUAGCAGUAUUGCCAGAUGAAUACCGAGACAAGGCAGCACCUAUUGUACGAAAGUGUGGAACAAUAAAAGGAUUAACUCCUUGUGAAAGUGCCUGGCUGACUCACAAAUGCUACCAGGCUGAAGCACCAGACCUUACAGAAGAUGGUGACAUUGAUGAGGAUGCAUGCAUAGCAUAUCUUGCCGACAAUUACAGGGACGAAUUUAUUCCUAUAAUACGAAGAUGUGGAACAAAGAAAGGAGCCACUGUUUGUGAUACCGCCUGGUUGACAAACCAAUGUUGGGCUCAAGGUCCCAGGUAUCGAGUGCUGUGAACGGCCAAGCCGGGUAGAUUUUGUAGGCCUCCAAUUUAUUAGGGCAAGAUACAUAAUUAUUAUAAUGAUCAACAUACCAUCAACAAGAUUCAAGACACAAAUACAAUCAUCUACAUCCACGAAAUGUAUGAAAGUACUCAAUUAUAUUAGAAUACGUAGUUGUUUAGUGUUUUUCCAAAUUAUCUUGGUAGUAAAGUGCUAGAGGUGGUAAGAGAGUAAACCAUAUAAUUCUGUAAAAAAAUUAGCCGUAUGAAUGGGCGUUAUAUUUUUAUAUAAUUUAGUUGAUUGUGAUACUUCUAGUAUUUUGUCGUUGACGUAAAAAAAUUAUGUGAAAAAUAAUAAAAUUUUGUGCAUUUUUUGUCUCGUUUAUAAGAUCGUACAUUUCCCUACAAGGACUCAAUACUCAAUCAAUUUAAACGUUUAGAUAUUUCGCAUUGCCUUAUCAAAAUAUUUAUCAUUUUGAGUUAUUUGAACUUAGCUUUUGACGGAGUGAUCCAACAUCUGUAUGCGUUAUUACUAUGUAUGUAUAUUAAUGUUGAUAAUUAAACUUUAU